CAAAAGGGGCCUCUAGGUUCACACAGCUGGAACUCAUCUCCAGGAACAAACAGCUGGAACCCAUCUUCAGUUGGAGGGAAACUUCCAGACUUUUGUAAGAUUCUUCCUCCUGGGAGCCCCUGUUGGAAGAGAUGGUGAUGGGCCAGGGCCCCCUGUUGUUGGUCUUCAUGCUGGGUCUGGGUCUGACCCCGCCAACCCUGGCUCAGGAUGACUCCAGGUACAAACACUUCCUGACCCAGCACUAUGACGCCAAACCAAAGGGCCGGAAUGACAGAUACUGUGAAAGCAUGAUGGAGAGACGAGGCCUGACCACACCCUGCAAAGACACCAACACCUUUAUUCAUGGCAACAAGGGCAGCAUCAAGUCCAUCUGUGGAAAUAAGAAUGGAAACCCUUACGGAGAAGCUUUAAGACUAAGCAAGUCUCCUUUCCAGAUCACCACCUGCAGGCACGUAGGAGGGUCUCCCCGGCCUCCCUGCCGGUACAGAGCUACACCAGGCUUCAGACACAUUGCUGUUGCCUGUGAAAAUGGCCUGCCUGUCCACUUUGAUGAGUCCUUUUUCCGUCCAUAACCAGCAGGCCACAGCUGGCUCUGCUCCCCUUUCCUUGCAUUUCCCUCCACAGCCCAGAACAGUGGUGGCAACAUUCAUUGCCGGGGGCCCGGAGAAUGACCUGCCUGGAUCUCUUGCUUUCCUUUUUAUAACAUGCUUAAGAAAUAAAAAAUGACUCUGAAAUCAGUAA
Molecule: messenger RNA, 741 nt
Organism: Leopardus geoffroyi (Geoffroy's cat)
Lineage: Eukaryota; Metazoa; Chordata; Mammalia; Carnivora; Felidae
Gene: ANG
Product: angiogenin
Exons: 2
Coding region: 132-572 (146 amino acids)
Biological process (GO): angiogenesis; defense response to Gram-positive bacterium; antibacterial humoral response
Molecular function (GO): nucleic acid binding; RNA nuclease activity
Source: RefSeq, a predicted model, not a curated record